This is a messenger RNA of Alternaria atra, 2439 nucleotides long. RefSeq lists its product as uncharacterized. The transcript has 4 exons. NCBI's taxonomy places the organism in Eukaryota, Fungi, Ascomycota, Dothideomycetes, Pleosporales, Pleosporaceae. The coding region runs from base 1 to 2439 and encodes 812 amino acids. The record is from RefSeq and is a predicted model, not a curated record.
AUGCGGCUCUUCGCUGUCGCAGCUGCGGCGUUUCUGGCAAGCGUCGUAGAUGCUUCGAGUCUCCAACCUCCCGUCCUUCCGUUGAUCGUACGAAAUCCCUAUCUGAGUACAUGGCUGCAAAAUGCGAGAGAAGAGCCAUGGAGCAAAUGGCCCAUGUUCUGGACUGGAUCUGAGGUCGGAUUCAGUGUCCUGGCGUCUGUUCCGGACUCAAAAGAGGUAUAUCCACUGCUCGGUCGGCCCCACGACUCUCUAGAGCACAAGGGUAAAGAUUAUACGGUCGCGUACCCCAUAUACAGAGGUGCGAAAUACGACGCGUCGACGACCAAUCUUACAUACUCCAUACGAGCGCCCGACACAAUACAAUCAGCAAAAGACCUCGAGAUCACCUUGUCCUUCCUCUCGCCCAUCACACCGACCUCAACUCUGCGACAGACCAUACCAGCAGCAUACCUAUCUAUACACGUCGAAGGGUCCUUUGAUGUCAACAUAUACGUCGACGUGAACGGACAAUGGGUCAGCGGCAAAAGGGAGAGUUUGAUAGAAUGGGGCUUAUUUCAGCACGUCGCGCCUGGCCUGAAUGACAGACUAAAGACAUGGCAAGUCAAGCGACAGGUCGAGCAGCUCUUCACUGAGACAAACGAUCAGCCAGAGUGGGGUCAGCUACAUUUUACUGGACCUGUCGAUGUGCGUCAUGAAUCGGGCACGUCAGCGCUGUUACGCCAGCGAUUCGCUCGAACCGGAACGUUGCAGAAUGAAGUUGACGGAAACUUCCGCGGUGUCAUGGAUGAAGAGCCAGUAUUCGCAUUUUCGAAGGCUUUUAAGCUGGCAAACUCGUCUAUCGCUACGUCAAAAUCUAGCAGCAACAGCGACAGCGUUUUGUUUACGAUAACUCACAUCCAGGAUCCAGUCACGCAAUAUGCAUCUGCUCGAGGUCUCACGUUCAUGCGACCUUUAUGGAAGUCUUGGUUCUCUCAGGAUGACAAGCUCAUUCAAUUCCAUUACGGCGACUUUGCCAUGGCAAGCAGUCUCGCAGGCAACUACUCUGAGCAACUGCGCAUCGAUGCCUAUCAAUCGGGUUCUUCUAACUACGUCGACAUCGUUGCCUUGUCUGCACGACAAGUCAUGGGCGCCACUAGCUUCUCUGGAACCAAAGAGAACCCGUUGCUCUUCCUCAAAGAAAUCUCUUCCAACGGUAACAGCCAGACCGUUGAUGUCAUCUUCCCGGCUUUCCCGUUCUUCCUCUACACACAGCCUAGGUGGUUAGCGUACCUCCUGGAGCCACUUCUUGAGCAUCAGCUGAGCGGUCAGUAUCCUAACAAGUACUCAAUGCAUGAUCUUGGUGCACACUUCCCCAAUCUGACGGGACAUGCUGAUGGACGCGAUGAGUAUAUGCCAGUCGAGGAGUGCGGCGAUAUGCUCAUCAUGGGCCUGGCGCUGGUCAACUCAUUAAGCUAUAAUUCCGAUGCAGAGGCUCAGUCCAUCUGGUCGGCAAUCGGCAAUGAUGCGAAUCAUGACAUCGACGCAAACAGAGCGUUCUCUUUGAGCAACGUCGGCUUACACAAUGGAGUUGAGUACAUUGAUGAGACGUGGGGUGGAAGUGCCAAGGGUAUCGACCAGGCAAAGAAGUGGCUAGAAGGUAGCUACGAUUUGUGGAAGCAAUGGACCGGAUAUCUCGUUGAAGACGCUCUUGAGCCCCACAACCAGCUCUGCACUGAUGAUUUCGCUGGGUGGCUACCACUUCAGACUAACCUUGCCUUGAAGGGUAUUGUCGGCAUCAAAGCCUUCAGUGAAAUUGCUGACCUCAUGGAUCGCCCUGGUGACGCAAAGCACUACCGCAACAUCUCGGAAACGUACAUCAAGAAGUGGCAAGAAUAUGGCAUGUCUCGGGAUGGCACACAUGCUAAGCUCGCCUAUGACUGGUACGGCAGCUGGACAACUUUAUACUCGCUCUACGCCGAUGCUGUACUCUGCUUCCACCCUACCAUCACAAACACAUCAUCCUCCAUAUCAGAACAGUCAGACUAUGCAUCUGGCAAUGGUCAGGCUCAGCGGCCCUUGUCCCCUUCAAAGCAUUCUUCUGGCCGCACACCCAUAACUGAUGACUUCAUCCCCGACGAAAUCUACAACCUCCAGAGCGACUGGUACUCUACGGUUAUGCAAAAGUACGGACUCCCUCUCGAUUCUCGCCAUCUAUACACCAAGUCGGACUGGGAGUUCGAAGCCGCUGCCGUGGCAAACAAGACGGUGCGCUCAGAGAUCCUUGAUCGCGUAGCGCUUUGGUUAAAUGAGACGGUUACGGACCGUCCUUUCACGGAUCUGUAUGUCACUGAAGGUGAUGGUGGCUUUCCUGGGCCAUGGUUCUUCGCGAGGCCAGUCGUCGGCGGUCACUUUGCAUUCUUGACUUUAGAGAGGGCUUGCGGUGGUAGUAGCAGGAAGUAA